Molecule: messenger RNA, 1008 nt
Organism: Penicillium cosmopolitanum
Lineage: Eukaryota; Fungi; Ascomycota; Eurotiomycetes; Eurotiales; Aspergillaceae
Product: glycoside hydrolase family 18 protein
Exons: 1
Coding region: 1-1008 (335 amino acids)
Biological process (GO): carbohydrate metabolic process
Cellular component (GO): extracellular region
Molecular function (GO): chitinase activity
Source: RefSeq, a predicted model, not a curated record
AUGCUCCUUCUAAGCUUAUUGACAAGCCUUGCCUGUUUCGGAGUUACCGUAUCAGCAGUUACCGCCAGGAACGAUGAUGUGACUGAUUCUCAUCAUUAUCAAAACGUCAUAUACUGGGGGCAGAACGGAGGAUCUGCUGUUGAAAACAAUGAUCUAUCAGUUUACUGUGCACCAUCCGCCGGUAUUGACAUCGUAGUAUUAGCAUUCCUAUAUGGAUUUGGCAAUGGUAACACAAUUGCCUCGGGUACCAUUGGACAGUCAUGCUCAAUUUCCGCAUCUGGUGGUUCUUUUCAAUGCGAAAAUAUAGCAACUGCAAUCAAGCAAUGCCAGUCAAACGGCGUCAAAGUCAUUUUGUCGCUUGGUGGCGCGGUUGGAGCAUACUCACUCUCAUCUCAGCGGGAGGCUGAAGCUAUCGGUCAAUAUCUUUGGGAUGCAUAUGGCAACGCGGAAAGUGUUACGGUCCAUCGGCCCUUUGGUACCACAUUUGUUAACGGCUGGGACUUCAAUAUCGAGGUCUCCGGUGGUAACCAGUACUACCAAUAUCUUAUCAACAAAUUGCGCUCUAACUUUGAUUCCGACCAUUCCAAUAUUUAUUACAUUACGGGGGCGCCACAAUGUCCUAUUCCGGAGCCUAAUAUGCAACUGGCGAUCACAAAUACAAAAUUCGACUAUCUUUGGGUCCAGUUCUACAAUAACCCGAGCUGCUCGGUUAAUGGGCCCAUCAAUUUCGAUGCCUGGGUAGCGAACGUCGCCGGGACACCAUCUGCCAAUGCUAAAAUUUUCAUCGGUUUACCGGCUGCCCCUUUUGCAGCAACGGGGACCUCCAGCGGCGCUCAAUAUUAUCUAGAGCCAGAUGCGCUGGCAACCUUAAUCUGUGGUCAUAUCAGUGAGGCCGCGUUUGGUGGAAUUAUGAUGUGGUCCGCCGGAUUUUCUGACUCCAAUAUCGGCAAUGGAUGUAACUAUGCUCAACAAGCCCGAAAUAUCCUCGAUACGGGAUCCCCAUGCUAG